Trichomonas vaginalis G3 is the source of this 2808-nucleotide messenger RNA. Its product is annotated as armadillo (ARM) repeat-containing protein family. The record is from RefSeq and is a predicted model, not a curated record. NCBI's taxonomy places the organism in Eukaryota, Parabasalia, Trichomonadida, Trichomonadidae. Bases 1 to 2808 code for a protein of 935 amino acids. The transcript has a single exon.
AUGAAUGAAGAAUUAAAAAAACUGCAACACGCUUCAUUUGAUGAAAUUUGUUCAAUUAUAACAAAUUCAGAUUCCAAUUUAGAACGUGGCUAUGCAGCUUUGCAGCUUGAUUCUCUUAUUUCUUUAAAUAUUGAAGAAGUGUUUACAAAAAGAAACUUAUUGAUUGUAGCACUAUCCAAUAAUUUAGAGAAUUACAGUGUCUGCAAUAUAAUUAUAACGUCAUUUACUGCUGAUCUCCUUUACGAAUGGACCGAAUUACACGAAUUUAUUCAGCAGCUUCUACAAGACCAUGAUCAAGUCAACAUCAGGAUUGCAUCACUGAUAUUAGCAAAUAUAUUGCCGUAUUUUGCUCCAGAAGACUUUGAAUCUUAUCAUCAUACGAUAAUGCUCACAUUAUAUAACUGUGCGAAUGCACAUCUUAUUUUUGAACUAGCAGACAUACUCGCUCGCAUUACCUACUGCUCGGAAUUCAUCAACGAUUUUGUCGGACCAAUAAAUGAAUGCUUCAUCUCUCUGGAAAAGUCCAUCGUUCUAGGGGAUGAUCAUCUUAAUAACAUGCUCAGUGUCCCACUGUGCGCAAUUAUUGAGUCAGAAAAAGUUCCAGAAGUUUUACAAACCGCAAUUACUCUUUGCUUAUCACCUCCAACAAAUCUGUCGCUAUUCUGGCUCUUAAAUUCCAUUAUUAAUACAUAUCCUGAUGAAAUACAGAAGGAUUUCAACAAAAUAUUUAAUAAGACAUUUUCUGCAAUGAAAACAUGCCCUACUGAGGAUGUUAUUUACAUUGCAGAGACAAUGGAGCUCCUAUCGAUAAAGUUUCCACAACAAUUUGGAAAUCAAUUUCUUCAAUCUUACGAUAUAAAAACAGAAAGAAGCAUAUACGCUUUUGUAACUACAAUAUCAUCGACAGUAGAACACGCACCAUUUAUUAUUAACCAAAAAGUAUGCCAUUCCCUCAUAAUAAGUUUACAAUGUACUCAAAUGUACGUAAAACUAGCCACAAUUGACGCAAUGAAGGAAGUUGCCAUGAUAAAUGACUCAGUACGCGUUACUAUUCUUGAACAAUUAUACGAUUUAAUGGGCGCUGUCGAUCAACAGUUACUAUCUCGAGUUUUAAACGCGGCAUCUUUCAUUAUCGACAGUUUUCCAUUACCACCCAACAUGAUACAGACACUUAUUGACCGGAUUCGUGUCCUAAUUCGUCCAAUUUCGUUAUGCCGCCACUUAUGUGUCUCUUUGGUCUUUUCUGUUGGCUAUUCCAUAUCGAAGUACAACUCACUGAUAUUCCCUAUCAUAUCACAAGCGGCUCUGGCGACCUCCAGCGACGUAGAUCCUUCAUUAAAGUGCAGAUCCAUCGAAGCAAUAGGAAUUUUGUCAUACGGACUUAAAGAUCAGAGGGCAGAGGACAUUGUUGCGUCAUGCAUGGCCGAUGAAACCGAUGAAGUCGUUCUUUCUGUGUUAAUUGCAGUUUCUUACUUCGCAAAGUUCCAUAAGAACAUUCAGAGGUUCAAAGAAUUCACAGAAAAGUACGUUCAAAAGUACACAGAACAAUUUACUCAAGAAUUUUUCAUAAAUCACUCAUAUGAAAACUUCUUUUUACAUCAACCGCUGAAUGAAUCAGUUAAUGAUGACCAGCAGCAAGAAGAUAAUGCAGAACAAACGAAUAUUCCGUUGGAAAAUGAAGAUGAGGAAAAUAAUUUUAAUAAUUCUGUUGAAAUUAGCGAAAUCUUCCAGUCAGACCUUCAGGAAAAGUUCGAGAGAUCGCAGCACGGCUGGUUUUUAACAGUUUCGAUCCUUGCAAAACGAUUAUUCAAGAACAAAUGCAACUUUUCAGCGGAAAUCUUCCUUCCUGUGUGCAUCAGGAUACUCGAUGAAUGUUCCUUAGAGGAGAAAUGCGAGGCUUCCAAGGCAAUUUCCUGUAUUUUCACCUCGGAUGAGACAAAAUUCGACCAAAGCGUCGUAGAAAAGAUCAUUGAUAUCGAAGACAGGUCAUGCAAUCUCAGAUCAAUGGCAAUUCUGAUAUCAAAGUUCCCUCAAAUCGAGAAAGAGUCAAUAAUCAAAUUAUCUGAUUAUUGUUUAGAGAUAUUGAGCACAUCCAAGAAGGAUGAUGAAGAAUCAAAGCGUCUGAACAAGAGGAUCUACUUCUUUUUCAUUUCCAUGAUGAAAAAUUUCAAAAAUAUUUUUCCGAUCUCCCAUUUGGCCACAGUCACCUCAUUUCCCAAUUGUUCGCAGACAGUCAUCAUAAAGAUCAUCAUCAGAUACCUCAAAGACGUCGAAAUGAACAAUAAAAUUAUUGAUUCUCUUAUUUCUCAAAUGGAUGACUUAGAUUGCGACGCAGUUGGCGAGUUAUUGAUUGGAUUCACCGAAAUCGCCGUCGACAAGAUUCCAACUGAAAAACUCCAGAGAUUUCUGAAUUUCGGAGGAAUUUCAGCGAAUGGAGCUUUGUCUUAUCUUUCCUACGUCUCAGAACGCGGCAGAAACAUCAGGGACAUUCUCGUCGAGAUCAUUGACGCUUUCGACUGUGUCAGGAAAGAUUCGAACAGAAUUAUUUCUAAAAUCAGCGACAUAAUUCUGCAGGACGACUACACGAGGUCUAAGUGCGAUGUUAGGAUCACUACUUCGUUUGCUUCUGUUCUAACUCAGCCUGACGAUGUCUGGGAUUCGAUGGACGUGAAUGAAGAAGUCAGACUGAAACUGGUGAAUGUAAUAAAGAAAGUUACUGACGAAUCACACGAAGCAAAUAUUAAUUUGGUCGCUUUCUUGAGUAUCAACAACAGAAUGGACAGAUUCCAGAAGAGAACUCAGUUUUAA